This is a messenger RNA of Anastrepha obliqua, 1949 nucleotides long. RefSeq names its product protein immune deficiency (gene imd). Gene Ontology annotation, molecular function: protein binding. Gene Ontology annotation, biological process: signal transduction. The record is from RefSeq and is a predicted model, not a curated record. NCBI's taxonomy places the organism in Eukaryota, Metazoa, Arthropoda, Insecta, Diptera, Tephritidae. The transcript is spliced from 3 exons. The coding region runs from base 146 to 1099 and encodes 317 amino acids.
AUUUCGUCAAGUUGAACAAACAAGUGGCCUUACACUAAUUGGCAACUUUACUAAACGAAACUGAUGCCAGCGACAUCUUGCGCAAGGCUAAGACAGUAAGUUGGAAAAUUACGGCCGUAGUUUCAAGGUGAAGCUCAUCCAUCAAAUGCCUAAACUAAAAAAACUGUUGCCUGGCCUUUUCGGCAGUCAUAAAGACAACCAAAAAAUGACCAAUAAGAAUGAACGCGAAAAUGGUGAUGGUAAUGUUGAUGAAGUUAAAAUGGUCCAAGGCAGGCUAGAAACAGACGCAUCGCCCGUUGAUGAGGAAGAAGCACUAGCCAGCAACAAUAAUACACCAACGCAAUCGACCGAACUUACUGAAUCUGUGGUACGUGAACUGUCUGAUCCAAAUUACAAUUCUAUCGAAGUGACAUCUAAUGGCAACGAAAAUCGGGAAGAAACUCCAUUGAAUCCUAAUACAGGUGCGCUAGAACGGGUUUCAAGUAACAAUGCUUUGACUUCAACUCUACCCAACGCUCUUGCGCCUACCACAUUGACUACUAUGAAUGUGCACAAUGCUCAACAACAAAUGGUAAUGCAGUUCUCCAACAUAAAGCAGUUGCAUUUCGGUUCAGUUUAUAAUAUUAAUAGCAAUAUUAGUGGCAUAGCAACUAAUAGUUCAUGUAAAAAUAGCAAAACAGAUGAAGCAACCACACCUAGGAGUUCCAAUGUUCCAGAGAAUACGAGACGACAAUACCCACGUAAAACGACUACAAUUGUAACUAUGAUGCAGUCACGUGAAGAGCCAAACCAUCGCAUAUUGGAAACUAUAUCUACACACCUGGGUGAAGGUUGGAAGCAUGUUAUGCGAGAGUUAGGACUUUCAGAAGGACAGAUCGAGCAGUCACUGAUUGAUCACCAAAUGCAUGGUGGAAUCAAAGAGGUUAUCUAUCAGUUGUUGCUACAGUGGAUUCGUGAUGCAGAUGAUAACGUGGCAACGCUUGGAUACAUUACUACAUUGCUUUGGGAAUCGAACCAUCGUGAUUGUGUGCAACGCAUGAAGUUGGUAUACAAAUCGGAUGGCGACAGAAGAAAAGGUGUUCCUAAUAAUAGCAAAUAAUACGGAGAGAGACGGGAAACGCGUCUUACAGUUAUGAUGGGCAAAGCCUUGCUAUCCAGUGAAUAUGCAUCUUUGCAUAUAAAUUGCUGUGUUUAACACAGAAUUUUAAAGAGCUCCAAAAGGGGCUCUCGCAUAUCGUGGAGCAGUGCCUUGAACGUAGAGUGGUGAAGACUUGGUAUUAAAUUUGAGCUAUUUUUCGGAACUUCGCAAAAUCACUAAAGGGUAACAAUCCUUGUGUUACACCAAAAUUUACGUCUAUUGAUUUUGCUUUUUUAGAAACACAAACAAAAAACUGGUGCAUUUUAGUGUGCAAUACUUGAUAUUAGGAAAAAGGAGUCGUAUAAUCUAAGCUUUUUUUUUAUUUAGGACUAAAAAAAAUUGAAACAUAAAAUAUGAAUGUGCAUAUGUAAGUAUGUCUGUUUUUUUUGGAAACCGGCUUGUGUUAUUCUAAUAUUAGAUUAAAUCAAAUUUUUUCGUCUUUACCCAUUAUCAGACAUUAAGCAGGUUAUCAGUAAAAGCAAAAAUUUAGAACUUUCUAACAUUUCGCGAAUGGAAAAAAACUGAUAUGCUGAAAUGUUUUAGCAUGGAUAUAUACAUAUAAUUAAUAUUUACUGAACUCAUUUAAUCAACCAGAGACAAUCGCAGUUUUGAAAUGAUUUGUCAACAUUCUGACGCGGUUUUUAUGCACACAUAUAUAUGUAUAUAUAUAUAUAUACACCUUUUGAUUAUUAAACAUUGACAGUAAAUUUAAUUGUAUAAAGAACGACCAAGUUAAGAAAAAAAUAUUAGCUGCAUUUUCUAUCGAAUAUAAAAUGGUUUAUUUGUAAAACUAAGUUUUUAGAUUUAAAGA